This is a messenger RNA of Camellia sinensis, 3738 nucleotides long. The record is from RefSeq and is a predicted model, not a curated record. NCBI's taxonomy places the organism in Eukaryota, Viridiplantae, Streptophyta, Magnoliopsida, Ericales, Theaceae.
UCAACCAGAGGUUUGCUUUAAGGGGUUAUUACUAUUAUUAUUAUUUUGGUUUAUUAUCAAGAAAAAUUAAGGGGGGAGGGGAGAAGGCUUGUCUUUCAGCAACUUCUCGGUGACUGAUUCAUCCUCCCUCUCUCUCUCUCUCACGCUCUCCUGAAUGCCUCACCAGUGUUCAGGGAAACAAAAUAACGAAAAGAUUUGUGCGUAUCUUUCAGUACAUUGUGGCGAUCUCUAAGCGGAGGAGCGAGGGACUAAAAGAUCUGUACAGGGCAUGAACGAUUCAAAAAUGAGUGUAAAUUGGUUUGUAUAGCAAAUUGGAUUAAGGGGUUGAUAGAUGAAACUUUCGAUCACGAGUAAGAAGACAUGUGAGGGGUUAUCUCCCAGGGAAGAAGAAUUUUAACACUACCCUAGAUAGAGAUCCCCUAAUCCUAAGAAGAAAAGCUGCUUAAUUCCCGCCGUACUCAUGAACUACAGCCACGUAUAUCUACAAAUAUACAUAUUCUCAAUUGCAUUGCAUGAGAUUCUUCAAGAUGGCUGUAGCUGUGGAUCAUCAACACCAUGAAUUCAAGUCGUUCGGCCGACCCCCAAGAUGCAGACUCCAAUCCUACUCUCAUCUGGAUUACACCAUGCCCGAAUUGAUCAGCCAAACUAAUUUCCCCUGCCAUUACUCCUCCUCCUUAAAACAAGCCUUUGAAGUUGCCAACAACAUUCAUCGAAGCUUCUCAACCCCCUGCCUACCCUUCACCACCAGACUGGAGGAAAAAGAAGAACUCAAUGCUAAUCCCAAUGCUAAUAAUAGUAAUAAUCCAAGGAUUGAGAUUGUUAGUGGCCAUAGUGACCCGAGAACACGUGCUCUUGUAGUUGAGGUUGCCAUAGCUAUGGCCUCUGGUGCUGUUCCUGUGCCGGUAUCAAGUGGGCUAAGUGGGGCCUACUUUUUACGUGGUCGAAAUAAUGACACCAUUGCUGUGAUAAAGCCCACCGAUGAAGAACCUCUGGCCAUUAAUAACCCGAAAGGUUAUGCAGCUGGUCGAAUGCUUGGCCAACAACCUGGCAUGAAACGGUCUUCUAUCCGGAUAGGUGAAACGGGCCUGCGUGAAUUGGCUGCUUAUCUUCUUGAUCAUGGUGGCUUUGCCGGGGUUCCUCCAACAGCACUAGUCAAGAUUUCUCAUGUUGCUUCUUUCCAUGUAAAUGUAAAUAAUAGUAACAGUUCAGAAGAAGAAUUAGCAAAUAUUUUGGAUCAAUCACCACCAUCUUGUAAGAUUGCCUCGCUUCAACGAUUCGUAGAUCAUGAUUCUGAUGCAGGAGACCUGGGCCCUUCUGGCUUCUCAGUCUCUUCGAUCCAUUGUAUUGGGAUACUCGACAUAAGAAUCCUUAAUCUUGAUAGGCAUGCUGGAAACAUGCUUGUAAAGCAAGGCCAUGGGCAUGGGAGUAGUUAUGCUGACGGUGCAGCCGAGCUCGUGCCCAUAGACCAUGGACUUUGCUUGCCUGAGUCGCUUGAUGAUCCAUAUUUUGAGUGGUUGCACUGGCCUCAAGCCUCGGUUCCCUUUUCGGAUUCUGAAGUUGAAUACAUACUCAAUCUAGAUCCAUUCAAAGAUGCACAACUUCUUAGGAAAGAACUUCCUUCUAUAAGGGAGUCCUCUAUUCGGGUUCUAGUCCUUUGCACCAUUUUCUUGAAGCAAGCUGUUAGUGCUGGGCUUUGUCUUGACGAUAUAGGUGAAAUGAUGACUCGGGAUUUUCAUGGAGGCGAAGAAAAUUUGAGCGUGCUAGAGAAUCUUUGUUUGAAUGCAAAGGGUAUGGCGAGUACCUGCAGUAGUAUAUUGAAUAGUGAUAGCACCAAUGAAAUUGAUGAUUAUCAAAGUGAAGUAAUAGAUACUGAAAUAUUUCAGCUUGACAAUGAAUGGGAAGAUAACUCAAGUCAGGCUUUGGACCUUCCUUGUAAACUCUUACAAACCCCUCCUACAGUCAUAGGCAGGCCACCAAGAAUCACGAGAUCAAUGAGUGGAUUGCUUCCUUCACAAGAUGAAGAGGUCUGCGGAGUCCACAACAAUGAUGACAAUGACAGUGGUGGCAGCAAUGAGUACAAGGUGUGGACAGGCUUGAUUAGGAGCAAGAGCUGCUCGGCAUCAAAUUACAACCAUGAAAAUGGUGGCAUCUCUUUUGAGGAAAUAAAUGAAGAGGAAUGGGAAUUGUUCUUGGAGAAUUUUGAGAAGCUUUUACCUGGGGUUUUUGAGGGCAGAAAGAGCAUGGGUUUGGUGAAGCAGAGGUUAGGAACCUCUUGCCAGUUCUGAAGAACGAUUAAUUGGAGUUAGAGAACUGCUUGUAUUUACUAGUACCACGGAGUUAAUUGUAUGUACAUUAAGGACCAAAACUAAUAGAAAUGCAUGUAUAAAUAUAUGUACUUUAGGGCGUAAACGGAAAAGUGAUUGGCAAAAUGCUAUCCUUUCCGGCCAUCUGACUUUCAUCGGUCUUAUUUAUUGUUUUCCCUUCUUUUUCUAAAAUCAUUUGUACACUAAUGUAAAAAGCUCUGUUUCCUUGCAUUAAAUGUUAAUGUAAGGUUUCCUAUUGGAUAUUCCUAACUGUUAAUAUUGAUGUUAUGGUGUUUUACUUAUAUUUUCUAUUUGUGAAUAGAUGACGUAGUGAAAGAAUUUUUUAGGGUUAAACACACUUUCGGUUAUCAAAAUAUUCAGUGUGUUUCAAUUUGGUUGUAUCAAUUUGAUCCUUAACUGAUCCAAUUUACGUUUAAAAUACCCCAAUGCUGUUUCCAUCCAAAGUUUCGUCCAAAUUGUCUAAAUUUGGACAAAAUCCCCCGCUUCUGUUAUAAAAUUUGGACAAAAAUGGUAUUUAGCGACAAUUUAAACACAAACUGGAUAAGUUGGGAACCAAAAUUGACACAAUUUAAAUAUUGGAGACUCAAAUGACAGAGUGCAUACUUUGAGGACUAACAGUGCAUUAACCCAAAUUUGAAAUAUCUUAUUUAAAGUCCAAAAUUAUGCUGGUCUUUUGUCUGCCUACCCAGGUGGCAAUUGGAAACUCAGACGCACAAAUGUUUUUUUUUUUUUUUUUCCAUAAUAAUCUGCUUAACAAAAAUGAGAACUUAACUUUGUAAAACUUUCUGUUAAUAUUACAUUUGUAUAGAAACUUUCAGUAGACUAAAUGAAAAAAUUACAUAUUUAAAACCUUGGCUUGAGACAACCACAAUUUUCAUGUCUAAUUGUCUAUGGUGGUCCAGACAAGCACUUGGCCUCUGUUUUCGAAAACAGAAACAAACAAAAGUUAACAAUAAAUCAACAGAACCAUUAAAUCACAAUCACCAGAAUUAAAGAACACAGUGAACAAUUGUAGUUGGAUUGCCUGGCCCAUCAUCAAAUUCUCUCUUCUUAGCAUCUCCAAUCUUUCACCAAUUCUUUCAUCCAAUUCAAAUUUGAUGAAUAAAGAGCUAAAAGUCAGUUCCAAUCAUUUCAUCAAACUUGUAUCAAAUUAGGGGAGAGGCAAAAUAUUCACCAAAUCAAGGAUUAACCAAUUCUUCACUGAAUUUUCAACAGUUAAAUUUUUACUCAAAUUUGAUGAAUUUUAGAAAGUAAGAAUUAGAGAUGGUUUUCUUUCAUCAAAAAUGGUCAAAACAGAUUUUUAGCAUAAAUGUAGGAAUUUUCAAAAGGAUUUGAUGAAAAAACAAAGAAAAUAAGGAUUAGAGUAUUUCAAACCUGAUCAAGCUUUUUAACAAAACAUUUCACACCAAAAAAA